Candida dubliniensis CD36 is the source of this 2148-nucleotide messenger RNA. RefSeq names its product ubiquitin-binding SDF ubiquitin ligase complex subunit. Lineage: Eukaryota; Fungi; Ascomycota; Pichiomycetes; Serinales; Debaryomycetaceae. The transcript has a single exon. Bases 1 to 2148 code for a protein of 715 amino acids. Gene Ontology annotation, molecular function: protein binding. The record is from RefSeq and is a predicted model, not a curated record.
AUGAACUUACUAAAUAAUUGUGAUGAGGUUUCAUCUUCAUCAUCAAAGACAACCAACAACUUUAAUAAUCUAAUAAAUUCAACCACAACAGAACCAUCUCAAACCCAACUGACAUCAUCAUCAACAACUACGACGUCUGUAUCUACAACACAUUAUUUACCAGACACCAUAUACUCAUCACAUACCAAAUCAACUAUAAUAAGUAAAACCCCUUCAGACUUCAUUCAAACACAACCGUCAUCCCCAGAAGCAACCUCAUCAAUACAAACAAUAUCUAAUCAAAUCACAGAUGACCUACCUAAUCAAGAAGUUUCUGUUGUGACGCCAUUUUUAGUAAAACAUAUUAGUGACGCCAAUAUGAUCCCUAAGGAUAAUUUCCAUAAAUAUUGUUAUCGUCAUAAUCCUGAUAUUACUUGCAAUAAACAUACUGAUGAAGUUCGAAUGAAAUUGAUUCAAGAUCAGUUGGAUAAAUUACCUAAUGGUGAUCAACAAGCAAUAACUCAUGUAUGGUCAAUUUUCAGUGCCGCACCAGUACAACAUCGUCAAUUAAUAUUACAAGGAUUAUUAAGUCAAUGUUGUUUCCCCCAAUUAUCAUUUAUUUCCCAAGAAGUUUCUUCAUUGAUUAAAAUUGAUUUUAUAUCGACUUUACCCCAAGAAAUAUCCCUUAAAAUCUUAUGUUAUUUGGACUGUCGAUCAUUAUGUAAUGCUGCCCAAGUUUCUCGUAAAUGGAAAAGUUUAGCUGAUGAUGAUAGAGUAUGGCAUUAUAUGUGUCAACAACAUAUUGAUAGAAAAUGUCCAAAUUGUGGUUGGGGAUUACCUUUGAUGCAUAUGAAAAGAGCUCGUGAAAUGACUGAUGAUGAUAAUAUUAAACCUAUAAAAAGAAAUGACGAACAACAGCAACAGCAACAGCAACAACAACCACAACAAGGGUCAUCACAAUCACAAGUGUUGGAUGCAGAGGGACAACCAGACAAGAAAAAAUUAAAACUUGAUACACCAGAAGAUAACCACAAAAAAACUAUACCUCCAUCAGUUGUAGUGAAAAAGCGUCCAUGGAAAUCAGUUUAUUCUGAAAGAUUCAAAUUAGAGAAAAAUUGGCGUAAAGGAACUCAUACAAUUAAAACAUUUACUGGACAUAGUGACGGAGUUACAUGUUUACAAUUUAAUCGGAAAUAUCUUAUGACAGGAUCAUAUGAUACAACAAUAAAAAUAUGGAAGAUUGAUAGUGGUGAAUGUGUUAAAACAUUAACUGGUCAUACCAAAGGAGUUAGAGCAUUAGUUUUUGAUAAUCAAAAAUUAAUUACUGGUGGAUUAGAUUCAACAAUUAAAGUAUGGAAUUAUCAUACGGGACAAUGUAUUGCCACUUAUCGAGGACAUGAUGAUGCUGUUAUUGCAGUUGAUUUUACCAAUAAAUCCAUUGUAUCAGGAUCAGCUGAUCAUACGGUUAGAGUAUGGCAUGUUGAUUCAAGAACUUGCUAUACAUUGAGAGGUCAUACUGAUUGGGUCAAUCAUGUCAAAAUUCAUCUGGCUUCAAAUACUAUUUUUAGUGCUAGUGAUGAUACAACAGUUAGAAUGUGGGAUAUGAAUAGUAAUCAAUGUAUCAAAGUUUUCGGGGGUAUGGAAAAUAAUGGUCAUAUAGGACAAGUUCAAUGUAUUAUUCCUUUUACUUAUAAAGAAGAAUUAAUAGAAGAUGAAAGUGAAAGUGAUUCUGAAAAUAAUCAACAUUCAGCAGCUGCCACCACCACAACAUUAGGAAACAGCAAUAUAUCAUUAUCAAACGAUGAAGCAACAAUUAAUAGAACCACAUUCACUUCCCAUAACAACAAUACUGCAACAAGUACUAAUUCAUAUCCUACACAUUUCUUAACUUCUGCAUUAGAUAAUACCAUCAAAUUAUGGGAUGUUGCCACGGGAAAAUGUAUAAGAACUCAAUUUGGUCAUAUUGAAGGAGUUUGGUCUAUUGCUGCCGAUACAUUUAGAAUCAUUAGUGGUGCUCAUGAUCGAUUAAUUAAAGUAUGGGAUUUACAAAAUGGAAAAUGUUUACAUACAUUUACUAAUAAUCUGAGCGUUUCAUGUGUUGGAUUAAGUGAUUCAAGAUUUGUUGCUGGUUUAGAAAAUGGAGAAGUUAAAAUGUAUUGUUUUGAUUGA